UUUGUCUCCUCUUCUCCCCCAUUUUCUGUUCUAGUCUUUUGUUGCUUUUCAGAGGUAAAACCCUAACAGGAAAAGGUGCUAUGAGCUCAUCUUUGUUCUGAAUUCUUCUUUGAGCCCUUAGGAAAAGAGACCUCUGCAGAAAAUGACCACACCAUUGAUAGUGGGACUGUCUGUUGCUGCUGCUGCAUAUGCUGGAAGGUAUGGCAUCCAAGCUUGGCAAGCAUUCAAGGCCAGACCACCCACUGCAAGAAUGCGUAAAUUUUAUGAAGGAGGUUUUCAGCCUAAAAUGACAAGGAGGGAAGCAGCUCUUAUUCUCGGAGUAAGGGAAAGCACGCCACCAGAGAAAGUGAGGGAGGCACAUAGGAAAGUGAUGGUAGCCAACCAUCCAGAUGCAGGGGGCAGUCACUACCUUGCUUCAAAAAUUAAUGAAGCAAAAGACAUAUUGACUGGAAAGACUAAGAACAGCGGAUCUGCAUUUUAAUCUCAGCCGAGUCUCCUUGUUGCUUUAGAAGUUCCAAAUCACAAGGUAAUCGGGAGGUGUAUCAUGCUUUCUGGCACUAGACACUAAAAUUUUGAGUGGAAGUGGAUUAAUUCUUUGGACCAAGAAGCUGUAUAUUUAGUUGGAGAAGGCUUUGUCAGUUGUACGCUUUCACUGAAUGUGAAGAAGCUUAAUAUGGAGUAUUAAGCUAAUAUGUACUUUACUAAUUGAUGACACAGAUUCAUGGCUGAAGUUUGUUUCUUCUUUGUUAGGAUGCUGGAAACAAGCGAUAUGUGCUGAAUAAUCAGAUUAUUAUUAUACAACCCUGAUAGUUCUGAAUUA
This is a messenger RNA of Nicotiana tabacum (common tobacco), 820 nucleotides long. Its product is annotated as mitochondrial import inner membrane translocase subunit TIM14-1-like. Gene Ontology annotation, biological process: protein import into mitochondrial matrix. Lineage: Eukaryota; Viridiplantae; Streptophyta; Magnoliopsida; Solanales; Solanaceae. The record is from RefSeq and is a predicted model, not a curated record. Gene Ontology annotation, molecular function: ATPase activator activity. Gene Ontology annotation, cellular component: PAM complex, Tim23 associated import motor.